UACACGCGCGCGCGCUAAAAAUGGACGACGAGGGCAACGACCAGACGACGGCGACGGCGGCGCAACAAGGGGGCGGCAAUCCCUUCAAAAUCACCGACUCGUCGCGCGAGACACGCAAAGGUGUGGUUGCCACCACGCUCGAGGAGCUCACCGCCAAGGUGUUGGAGAAGCUGGACAUUGAAGGCGAUGUUACUGUUGUUCUUGAAGCCGACGGCACAGAAAUCGACGACGACGAAUACUUCGCCACUCUGGAACCGCACACGAGUCUCAUGGUGCUGCGCAGCGAAGAAAAAUGGUCGCCACCAGUGCCGCCAUGUCGAUUAUCCUUCGAUGAACUGGACGAUGGUAAAGGUGGGCCUGAACUAGCCGGUCUAGUCGAUAAGAUAAAACACAAUCUCUGCCAUGUGUCACUACUCGGCGGGCCGGAACUUGAACUCCUCAGCGAUAUGGACCCGGACUCAUUCGCUGACCUCCACUUCCCCGACAAGGUCUUCCUCGAGCAGCUCAAGGAGGCAUCCGGGCGUUAUCUCAUCGAGAAACGCCAGGCUAAAGAGGCGAUGGACUUGCUGAAAAUAUUCCAGAAUCAGAAGGAGACGAUUGAGAAUCAAAACAACGAGAACUACUCGCUGCACAAGACUGAUUAAAGCGUAAGAAAGGAAUUGACCGAUACAGAUGAUAAGAACAAGUAGGAGACAGGUUACGUUUUCAAUUAAAUCAACACGUUAUGAUAGAUUUUGACUUAAGACUUGAUCCGAUUGCUCAAUAAGUUGACUAAAACACAAUUAUGCGUGUGUGUUUGGUUGCCGUGGUCUUAUGAUAUAUUCGCUUAUUUAAGAUUGAAUCAGUAACGAGUUAUGAUGUUUAAAAGUUACGAACGAAACACCAAAACGUUUUAUCGAUGAUAAUAAUAGCGUUAAACGUAGGCGAUUUUUAAAUGCGUGGUCAGAGUCAAAGCAAAAACACUCCACAAUACCUCCAAACCCUGCCCUUAAAUAUCUAAUUAAUAUUAAUAGCGUUAAUCACAACGGCUGGAAGGCGGUAGAUGAUGAGGGUUGGCGAAUUGUGUGGGAUACGGCCAUCGAUUUUGAAUUUUUAUCGAAUUGGAUCUUUUGAAUUAUUGAGUCUUUUAUUGUACAUGUAUAUCUUUAUAUAAAUAUUAUAUCUAUUGUAAAGGACAA
This is a messenger RNA of Dalotia coriaria, 1178 nucleotides long. RefSeq names its product DNA fragmentation factor subunit alpha-like. Lineage: Eukaryota; Metazoa; Arthropoda; Insecta; Coleoptera; Staphylinidae. Gene Ontology annotation, biological process: regulation of apoptotic process; apoptotic process. Bases 21 to 644 code for a protein of 207 amino acids. The record is from RefSeq and is a predicted model, not a curated record. The transcript is spliced from 2 exons.